Medicago truncatula (barrel medic) is the source of this 1321-nucleotide messenger RNA. Its product is annotated as probable F-box protein At3g61730. NCBI's taxonomy places the organism in Eukaryota, Viridiplantae, Streptophyta, Magnoliopsida, Fabales, Fabaceae. Gene Ontology annotation, molecular function: protein binding. The transcript is spliced from 8 exons. Bases 1 to 960 code for a protein of 319 amino acids. Gene Ontology annotation, cellular component: nucleus. Gene Ontology annotation, biological process: reproductive system development. The record is from RefSeq and is a predicted model, not a curated record.
AUGAAAAAGAGACUCAACGACGCUACUUCCUCCGACGCCGGAGAAUUGCCACCGGCGAAGCGAAUCCGACGUAACAAAACCAUCUGCUCUUGCAACUCUCCUCGUCCUCGUUUUCUCUCCGCUCAUUCCACUUUCUCUUGGUUCGAUGACGACAUUUGGACUGAGAUAGCGAAGUUUCUGGAUGGAAAAUCGCUGGUAAUGCUGGCUGCGACGAACCGAUGGUUCCGCCGCGUGAUCAUGGAUGAUGUCAUUUGGAAGUUCGUUUGCUUGCGUGAUCUUCAAGUUCCAUCUCCUCCACCUGUGGCAUUCAAGUGGAGCAACCUCUACACUUCAGCUUUUGAUGGGAGUCACUCCUACAAGUUCCGUCAGCAGGAGAAGCACAUUGAUUGGAUGCGCAUUGGUGCUUUUUCCUUUGAUUCUUCAGUAGCCCUCCUGACAGAGAGACUGAAUUUUCCGGGGGAGUUAAAGAAAGAAGAAAGCAUGGAAAUGAUGUUGAAGACUCACGGUUGUUGCUUUCUGGACAACAUUAAACCCGGAAUCUGGAUUGCUGAUCUGCAGCUUGUGCGGUGCCCGGUUUGUGACCUCAAUACUUGUGAUGGAACAAUGCAGACAUUGGAUGCAAGGCAUAUAGAGCUGUUCCUCCGUGAAGACUAUGAAAAUGGGAACUGGGAUUACGAGGUUGUAGGAUCUCAUGAUAUCAAGAAACGAGCUGAUGGGGCUGCUGGCUCCAUUUUUGAUGUCAAACAUCUGUCGAGUUCUUCUACGUCUGCGGUAUUUGAUUACAAGUCAUGGAUUGGGAAGGAUAAUGACUGGCAACCCAAGGCCAUGAUUGCUUUUCAUGCUGUAGCUGUGAACACUAAUUUACAAGAAAAUGAAGGUCUUCAUGUGAAGUACCAAGCUAUGAGGGAAGGACCUGGUGGAGAAGUUGUUUCUAUCAGAAUCUCUCAGCAGCUGCUGUGACUCAUCUCAAACCCAUCUUUGAGAAGGGCUGGGGUUGGGUAGUUCAUCCCUACCCUUUAAAAUGCUUUAUGACAUUUUUAUACAAGACUUAGUUCUUUCAAUUGAAAACAAAUAUUGUACACCCAUUCAUUAAUUUCCCACACGUAGCUAAUGGUUUAAACAUUGAAAGACCAUAGUGAAUACUAUUUCCAACAGAAGAGUUGAUAUAUACUAGCGAAAAAGCAUUAUUUUGUAUGAAAGUUGGAAAUUUCCUAUAAGUCUUGAUAUACUUGUUUCCCUAAAAUUGAAAUGCUUGUUCAGUAUGCUAAAAUCAAACUAAAGUCAGCUGAUUAUUACUUAUGAUCAUUGGUAAUGGUCAAGA